AUGGCAGAUGAAGUGGGCUGCAGUGAGGAUGUGAAGACAAACUCUGUGACGGGGGAGGUGAUCAUCUCCCAUCAGAAUAACAAGCACCUCCUCGCCGCUCAUCUUCCUCGUCCUCAUCUUCAUUCCACUUCUCUUUCUGCAGUCCGUCCUCCAUCAGAUCAGAUCUACCUGCAGGCAGCAGCAGUUUUCCAGCAGCUGCAUACUGAGAGGCCAGUCACACAUCAGGGUCUGCAUUAUGGAAAAAAAACGGACACACCACCACCCGAGAGCAAACCUGCAGAGAAACAGGCCUACCAACUCGCCUUCAGCACCCUCAAAUAUCAAGAUUUACUGGAGGCCAUGAUUACUGACAGCUGCUUCCACACUUCUCAGCAGAUUUCCAGCGACUUGUUGCCGUUGGCGAUGGUGAUGCUGUUUGACUUCCAGGACAGAAGGUUUUUGAUGUGUGAACGAUCCACAAAAGAAGGGCAGGAGGUUAUUCAGGAAGUCAGAGACAUGGAGAAAAGUCUGCAGAGGUGUAAGACCAAGCUGGCAGCAUCUCUGGCUCGCUACAGAGUGAAGGAGAGUCUGCAGAGUGUCUCCUGCUUUCUGUCUGAUGCUGUCAGAACCAAACAGCACCGAGCAAAGAGUCUGCCACUAUACGCAUGGAUCAACACUCUGCAGACCAGUCUUGAGGAGGUUCGUGAAGCGUUGCAGAGCACUGGCUUGCAUGAAGUAGAGAACAUGACGGAUCUGAGGGAGGCGACGUUCUGCAUGGAUCCUCUCUGUCCAGACACACUCGUCUUCUCCCAACGUCUUCAGGCUCUGCUCCAGCACAGCAGCCUCGACAGCACACAUAUGCUGAACAUACAGGACAGGAGCGUGUGCGUUGCGGUGAGCGCGUUGCGCCCCCUGCUGUUCGAUAAAGGUGACGUCCUGGUGGCUGGAUCCUUCUCAGCUGUGACCGUCGCACAUGUAGCUGUUGCAGCAGCUGCCCGCUCAGGCCGAGUGUUGCUGUGCGCUGCUGAUCAUAAACCUUCACAAGUAGAAGAAAUACAAGAACGACUCACACAAAUGGCCAUCAAAAACGUUCGCAUCCUGUCAGACGCAUUCUGCAACCUGAAUGAGUUCGACGCCACCGUCCAGCGGUUGAAGGUCAUCAUCGUGCUGCCACAGUGCUCGUCUUCGGCCCUCAGUGACCCGGUGACCACCAUCCACAGCGAACAUGGCGACUGGGAUUUGCUGCCGGAGUUGUCUCAUGGUUCUGUUUCUAAGAACAAAAUACACUCUCUGACCUUCCAGCAGGCUCGACUACUGGGACACGCCCUCAGCUUCCCAAAAGUCCAGACUGUGGUCUACUGCACACGCUCAGUAUAUGCCGAGGAGAAUGAACACCUGGUGAAAAGAGUGUUGGAGAAAGCACACACUCACCCCAAACUGCUACCCUUCAGGGUGAACGGUCCGAUUUUCCCUGAUGACUCCCCGUCAGGAGACGCAACAGACUCCAAGUUUUUCAGGCUAAAAGCAUCUCAGUUCACAAACGGCUGCUUCAUUGCCAGACUGUCCCGACAGGCCGAUCCCACGAAGGUAGAAACGGUCCAGGAUGUGCUGGCGAGGGCAGCAGCAAAGGGCCUCCUGGGCGGAAUAAUUCCUGAACAAUCAAAAACUGGCAAAAAGGGGAAAGGCAAGAAGAAUCAAGCGGCUUCAGCCACCAGCAAACCUUCUUCCCCCUCCAGCGAAGAGAGACGGAUGGGAGAAGAGCUUGUAAAGGAAGAGGAUCCAGCUGCAGCUUCAGAAAACGAAGAGGGGAAAGUUGAGGGAGAGUUUAAGGACGGUGAAGAACAGGAGGAAAAGGAGGAAGCUAAGGAGGAAAAGAAGAGGAGGCGUAAGCAAACAGUCAAACGGCGUCCAAGACUACCCAAGAAGACGCCCACAGCCUCCAAACCUAAAAGCCACAAGAAGAAACCAACAAAGAGAAAAGACAACCAACCACAUUUCAGGAGGCGUCAGACGAAAAGCAAACCAAGACGAAUACCUCGACUCACGCUGACGUUAAUCUCGUCUGCGAAAUCCUCCAACCACUUGUCUCCAAUCGCAGCUCUCGCACACAAGCUGAGUGUCACUCCUGCCGUUAAAUCCCAGCAGACUGUCCUCAGCUCUCCUCCUCCAGCAAGAAAACAUCCGUCUACUGCUCAUCGCGGUCCAGCGGCUCCCCACAACACCUCCAAGAAACAAAACCCAAAGCCGGAAAAGGCAGAGAAAACACAGAAGGACGCGGCUAAACUGGUGAGAAAAGUGAUCAAACCAGAAAACGAGGUGGUGAAACAGCCGGCAGAUUUUGUUUUGCCUCCAAUUUCAUCAACGUCUUCAAGUUCUCAACACAGCAAAAGUGGACGUUCCGCCUUACAGCCGCUUUCCAGGACGUCCAACUCUCAGCUCGCCAACAUUUCUGCAUCUUCGUCCUCAGUGUCUCUGCCUGGACUGUAAAAUCU
Stegastes partitus (bicolor damselfish) is the source of this 2471-nucleotide messenger RNA. Its product is annotated as putative methyltransferase NSUN7. Gene Ontology annotation, molecular function: methyltransferase activity. Lineage: Eukaryota; Metazoa; Chordata; Actinopteri; Pomacentridae. The transcript has 13 exons. The record is from RefSeq and is a predicted model, not a curated record. The coding region runs from base 1 to 2466 and encodes 821 amino acids.